Molecule: messenger RNA, 1824 nt
Organism: Hibiscus syriacus
Lineage: Eukaryota; Viridiplantae; Streptophyta; Magnoliopsida; Malvales; Malvaceae
Product: DEAD-box ATP-dependent RNA helicase 53, mitochondrial-like
Exons: 7
Coding region: 70-1791 (573 amino acids)
Molecular function (GO): nucleic acid binding; ATP binding; RNA helicase activity
Source: RefSeq, a predicted model, not a curated record
AACCCCCGGAGUUCAGUUCCUUCGCAGUUCUAAAAUCCUCGUCUCCGGCCAUUUGCGGAGAAGAAGAAAAUGAUGAUCACCGUUUCCAAACGAACAGUUUCCUUAGCCUCCAGGCGAAUAUUGACGGUCUCCUUGCAAACUCUUCUUAACCACUUCCACUCAACAGCAGCUUCAGUCGCCGCCAUAAAUGGUGAGCCUCUUUUUAUUGACAGAUUCAAACCCUUCUCUUCCUUUCUAGGUUCCACCGCAAGUGGUUUCCACACCCAAUCCGGGACGUUGAGUUUCAGUGUAUCGCCGAGCUUGCAGGCGAAGUGUGCCGUCGAGGAUUAUGAUGAGGAGAAGGGAGGAGGUGACGGGCUUGAGAUUUCUAAUCUGGGUAUUGCUCCGGAGAUUGUUUCCUCUUUGAAAGAUAGAGGUAUCACCAAAUUAUUUCCUGUUCAGAGAGCAGUUUUGGAACCGGCAAUGCAAGGAAGGGAUAUGAUUGGACGGGCUAAGACAGGGACGGGCAAAACGCUUGCCUUUGGGAUUCCUAUCAUGGAUAAAAUCAUUAGAUACAAUGCCCAAUAUGGACGUGGUAGAAACCCCUUGUGCUUGGUUUUGGCACCAACAAGAGAACUUGCCAAACAAGUUGAGAAGGAAUUUCAUGAGUCUGCCCCCAACUUGGAUACUAUUUGUGUUUAUGGGGGUACACCAAUUUCCAACCAAAUGAAGCAACUUAACUACGGUGUUGAUAUAGCUGUUGGUACACCUGGACGCAUUAUUGAUUUGCUCAAGAGAGGUGCUCUCAACUUAACAGAAGUUCAAUUUCUUGUUCUUGAUGAAGCUGAUCAGAUGCUUCAAGUUGGAUUUGCUGAGGAUGUUGAAACCUUAUUGGAGAGGCUACCAGUAAAUUGUCAAAGCAUGAUGUUUUCUGCAACAAUGCCUAAUUGGAUCAGGAAUCUUGCCCAGAAACAGUUGAAAAAUCCAUUAACUAUUGAUCUGGUUGGAGAUUCUGAUCAAAAGUUGGUAGAAGGAAUUUCCUUGUAUUCAGUUGCAGCUGAUAUGCAUGGGAAAGCAUCAAUUCUUGGUCCUCUAAUAACAGAGCAUGCAAAAGGAGGAAAGUGUAUUGUUUUCACUCAAACAAAGCGUGAUGCUGAUCGACUGGCACAUGCUAUGGCAAGCAAUUUUAAAUGUGAGGCAUUGCAUGGUGAUAUUUCACAACUCCAGAGAGAGAGAACCCUCUCAGGCUUCCGAGAUGGGCGUUUUAAUAUUUUAGUUGCUACUGAUGUUGCUGCUCGUGGUCUUGACAUACCUAGUGUUGACUUGGUAAUACAUUAUGAGCUUCCAAGUACUUCUGAAACUUUUGUUCACCGAACUGGCCGUGCUGGAAGGAAAGGUAGUGCCAUUCUUAUCUACACCCAGGAGCAGAGUAGGGCUGUUAGGGUUAUUGAGCAAGAAGUUGGAUGCAGAUUUUCUGAGCUUCCUAGGAUUGAGGUUGAAGUUGGGAGCACCUACUUGUUCAAUGAGAUUGGUUUUGGUGGUCGAUUUGGGUCAUAUGGAGGUACACGAGAUCGCAGAUACAAAGAUAUGGGUUUUGUCCAUUCUGUUAGGCAGCAGGAGUAUGGAUUUGGCCGUCCUGGAGGCAACACGGGACCUGAAUUUGGUCGUAAUUUUGGUCAAUUUUCUGAUGAGAUGGGUGGCUUUGCAGGGUGUAGCUCUAGUCGCUUUGGUUCUAAUAAUCGGUCUGGAAACUCUGGUCAAUUUUCAGCUCUUGGUUUCUUGUGUUGUAGUAGAAAACUACCACUGCUUUGAAUGUGAAAUUGAUAAGUCGGUCCAUGGUACGGU